AUGACUCGGGGCAGAAAUGCGGCCGGCUGUAUCUCUCACUCGAUCAGUUCACAACCCGCGAAUUCAAUUUGGAUCUCCGACGCCCUCUUGACACAGACUUUUACUCGCUUCUGCCAACAGCGACGCCAUGGCAGCUGUGUACCGGGUCCGUUGGAGGCCAGGAGACGGGCAUCACGGAGAAAGACUACAAACUUGGCAUUCCCUUCUUGGGGAGAAGGCUUCGUCAAUCCGACCGACUUCAUCAGUCGGGGUGCGCAACCGGCUGCCUGGUGGCAGAAUGUCGUGAAUUGGAGCACAGAUCAAACUCGUCAGUCCCUGCUUUCAUGGCUGAUACAUCCCCCAAAGCAACCGCCGAUUGCGCAUGAGCUCAAAUUAGGCGAGGUUGAACGCAAGAUCGAACCUGAACCUAAGCCGGAGCCAACUUUGGCGCUCCCUGCUGAGGUGGAAGAGGUCCUUCCAGUCCUAGAAGGAUGUCGGACACUGGACGAGAUUCGAAUACUCAUUCAGUUACACUCCAUUAAUCUUCAGCAAGUUCCGGCGUUCUGUGAAGUCAUUCUCGAUCAUCUCCUCGCAUUACCCAACUGGCCAACCGAGAUCCCUGCCCUGCUGAGCGCUCCAGAUUUCCAUCCGCCAGGCACAUCCUUACAUCUGCAGGUUUUAAUCAAACUUCAGAGGUUGCAUUUCAACAACGAUACUUGGGAUAGGGUGAAGACUUCGUUUAGCCAAGCCGCAACUUUGGGUCUGAUCUCACCGGUAGAUUUGCGAGCUAUUUUCUCAAUGACUGCAAAUAUGAGAUUGCCCAUGCCCAAACCCACUACCGGACGCUCACACAAGGGAGAUUUUCUUCAUAGACUGGUCACGGCUGUGGCUGGUUCUCCAGUCCUACAUCUGAGUGACCUCGGGAAGCCAUGUCUGCAAAGUCUUAUCAUACUCUUAGGCAAGUACGCAUAUUUCAGCAAGGCGCUCUUUUUCCUUGGUCCUUGGGCAGAUCAAAACAAUGCGCAUAUCUUUAUUCGUGUUGUGCUCAUGCGGCUGAAAGAUAUGCCAAAAACGGAACAUCUGGAAGAUGGAACUACGUAUGAUCUUGCGAGUGACCUUGCAAGGCUCGAAACAAAGUUUCUGUUACAAACCCUUCCACAGAUUUCUAUGCACCUCCUUGGCAAUCACCCAGACGGACCAACCAAUCUCGGUAUCGGUAAAUUGACAAUCAGCAAAAUCUUCAAAUUCAGGAAAAUCCCCAAAUUCCUGGUUAACUGGCGACUGACGCUGUCACAUCUGAGCCCCGUGAUGAAAGCAGUGGACACAACGGAUGACAUAUUUACUAAAGCCAUGGACGAUAACCCCGAGCAGUAUUCGCAACUUCUUGCGAUUGCCUGGACCUAUAUUAGCAUGUGUCCAGACUAUAAGGCAUCGCGCUCGUUACUUCUACGCACAGGCUUUCAACGAAUCUAUCAACAGGUGUCUGACCGUACUUCAGACUAUAUCACCAAGGACCGUCUUGGUCGACUUGUUGUGGAAGUUUAUCAGCUCGCUAUACCAAACAAAAGCUUCUUGCUUCUCAAUCUGGCACCUUUUAUAUACAAUCGAUCUAAGCUGUUGGCUUACCAAUCGACUUCUACAGCUGCUUUGGAGUCUCUAGUCAACCGUGAUUACUCUAUGCUCACCGACUCAAAGCUGUUUGCUGUUUGCCGAAUGAAUUAUCCAUAUGAGCUGGUUGAACUUGCCGAGUCCAUAAAUCCACAUCUGCCGCUAUUCAAAGUGCUUUCGAGGAAGUGGAUUCACACCGAAGCGAAAGCAUCCAUGGUUAUCAAGCGAUUGCUCAAGCACAAUCACUACCUAAAACUAACAUUGUCUAAAUUUGGAUCUGGGGAAGCUCCAUUUAGGGUUGGGUGGUUGAACAUGAAGACGCAUCAGUUGUACGAGGAGGGUAUGCCUACUCCACAUGAAGCUCUCGACUUCAUUAAUCACCUGGCCGCCUCAAUCGCAACGACAACCAUGUGGAGCCCCCGAGCUCGUUUCGCCGGAAUUUACUUCCUAUACCUGUAUCUUCACAAGUGGAGAGGCCCAAUCACGAAAGAGUUCACCGAAGCACUGUGGUACGUCUGCAUGGAGUACCGGGACGAGCAAGGUCCAUCAUACACGAUGUCAAGAUGGGUCUUGCAACAAAUAGCACUUGUCGAAGGCCACAGCAUGGCCCUCCGCUUACAAGUCAGCGAAACUGCACGAUUGAAACGCCACAAGUUGUUCAGAGACCGCAUCAAGAACCAAGAUGAAUCGGUCACUUCGCACGCCGGCUUCGACGAAAUCAACCGCAUCGACGACAUGUAUUGGAAACAGUCUCGCACAGACAGGACUGAUCCGUCACUGUGGGUAAACGCGGGUGAUGGAGACGAAACGAACACUUCUAUAUUUGAUUCCUCCGCGAUGACCACCAUGGAGGAGGAGAACAUCAUCAAUAUCAUACGCUCCGGCAAGUUCGACCAAUAUGAGGAGCAUUUGUGGAACGAAUUGUGA
Exophiala bonariae is the source of this 2514-nucleotide messenger RNA. RefSeq lists its product as uncharacterized. NCBI's taxonomy places the organism in Eukaryota, Fungi, Ascomycota, Eurotiomycetes, Chaetothyriales, Herpotrichiellaceae. The transcript is spliced from 2 exons. The record is from RefSeq and is a predicted model, not a curated record. The coding region runs from base 1 to 2514 and encodes 837 amino acids.